UUACGGAGCACCUUCGUGGUCACGACGCCCGAUAUGGAGCAAUCUCAGAUUUCCAUCCGCCCAAAUGAAGAACAUACGCCCUCGCCACCCCUCUCGCUGCUCGGUGGGCCUCUCUGCUCCUCUUCGGUCUCCCUCUCGCUCCCUCGUUUCUCCCGUCGCGGCAGAGGUGGAGGCGCUGUUCAGGGUUGGUCUUUGGCCGUUCGCGCUGGUAACAGUGCCAAAACUGCCUCAAAACGAACCGCUCCGUCCUCUCUCCGUGUUUCUCUCCCCCUCUGCCACGUUUCCUCUUCUUUCCUCCCGGCCGUCGGUCCCGCGGCACGUUCUCGCUCGCGUCCGCUCCACCGGCGUUUUCUUCCUCCCUCUUCGCGUAUCGACGGUCCCGCGUCCCGUCCGGACGACACAGCCCGGACACGUGUCUCCUGUCCGCCUUCUUCUUACCUUCCUUCCUUUCUCACCACCGCGCCCGUUCUUAUUCCGCCGGACAGUUCGCUCAUGACCCUUCUAAAGACGCUUUUCCGACGCCGUCGAAGUUUCCGACUCACAACAAGUGUCCGAGGAUCGCGUGACCCGGGUUCAUCGCACCAUCAACCGCGCUCGGUCUCGUUUCGCGUCUCGUCGAUCGUCUUGGUGACUCUCCGUUUAUCACGCGGGUGCUUCGUCUUCGAUCGAUCGGUGCGACCAGGACUAGCGAGCUUCGACUAAGGAGCUCUGACACGUUCGACGCCCGGGACUCGUUCAACAGGAUUUAACAGGAAUAACGAUCAUUCGUCAGCGCCUGUUCAUGUUGCCAGAAAGCAAGUUUCCCGUCACAGGGGGCACUAUGCAGACUGAGGAAGUCGUGCCUGGAGCAGAGUCCACUGGUAUAGACGGCGACCCCACGGACAGCGGACCUCUGCAACAUCUGCAUCACACGUCGCACGUGAAGUGUCCGUUGCCGCCACCCUUGCUCCACAUGGCGGUUAAACAAGAGCCGCAGGAGGAGGAGGAACGGAGUCGUGACACGAAUGCGUUGAGUCCACAAGUAGACGCAGACACGUCGCCGUCCUCCGUCGACGGUAAACACAGCCAUGGGCACGAGACGAGUCAUCAGAUACAGGAGCUGGAGGAAAAUCCGGGACAAACUAUUUCGGAUCUCAGUAAUAAAGGAAGGCCGAGCCGGGGCCGAAGGAAGUCACGAUGGAAGCUCAAGUUCCAUCACCAGGCACUGCCACCAGAGUACCUGGACCACUACGAGGCGUCGCUCGCUCAGGAAGCAUUGAACUCGUCCCCGACGAGGCUGACAGAGCCGACCGUGCCUAGCCCGGCGCCGACCAGCUCGACCUCGACGCCCAGCCCGAUCGCGGACGUCCACGGUUGGUUGCAACGCAUCGCCGCGAUGCAGCAGGAGCUCUGCCCUCAGAUCGCGUCGCCUCACUGCCUGUCCGUGAACCCGGGUCAAUCUUCGGGCUCGAGGAGGUCCGUGAUCACGUCCACCUCGUCCCACGCGUUGAACUCCAGCCACCACGUCCAUAAUCAGCAGCCGGCGAUGUCCCAGGCGUCGAGCAGGCCACCGAUGAAGUACUCGGACCUGCCUUACAUGGGCGAGAUCACGUUGGACAACAGCAAGCCCAGGCGCGGCAGGAAACCGAAGAAGGCGGACAUUUGCCAUUUGAUUUACAAGAAUUACGGGACGAUACUCCCCGGCACUCCUGGCCACGAAGAGAGGAAGCUGUCGCCGAAGGAGAAGCUCGACUGCCGCGAGAGAAUCUCUCCGCACAUGCCGUUUCAACGGACGGACGUGCAGAACAGGAUCAGCAGUCUGUUAGAGAAGAGGCUGACGCAGGAGUCCCGGAGGACAUUGGCUCUGGUGGAGAACGCCAGGGAACAGGACGAACCGUUGAAUCUCUGCAUCAGGGACCUGAAUCAGUUAAAGAUUAGACUGUUGAGGAAGCAUGGGAACGUUUAUGAAUCCGGGCAAGUGAAGAGCGAGACUUCUAGUGAUGGCGAGGAAGUGGAGUGCAUCGGCACUACGUAUCCCGAGCCGGGCUACCGUCCCUCGAAUCCUCUGGCCUCCCGCGUCGCCAAUAACGUCAAUCACAACAACAAUAUAAUCGAUCCUGUGUUGAGCAAUAAUCCUGGACUCGUUUACUGGCCGAACGCCGGAGUGUUCAUUCACCCAAUGGCGUUACAGUCGCAGCUUCUGUAUUAUCAAAAAAUGGCUCAGAACGAGAAGUGUUUUCCAAGAGCCGUGGAGCAGCCACCGAAGGAACAGAAGAUCGUCCCGAAGUCUAUAUAUUCUAUGAUGGAGACGAAGAGUCCGCCGUUGGUGCCACCGGCUCAGCCGGCGACGCCACAAACGGUGCCUGUGCAGCCGCCGGUUUCACCCAGGCCGAAGAGAAACGCGCCCGUCGGCCAAGCGCAAGGGCAACCGACGAAGCGGAAACGAUCUGCGAUCUUCAUACCGCCGAUGCCCACGGAGAACAACAACAACCCUGCGACUGAAGUGAGCAUAUGCAAGUUCAAGUUCACCGGCGGCGCGAAGCCGAGUUUGCAAGAGAAGAAGAGUCUGUCCGUCGACUCCGGGGGUAACUUCAGGUACUACAGCGGGACAGGUGACAAAAGUAUGCGGGGUUACGAGUUCUUUCCACGGGAAGCGCUUCAGCAAUCGGCCGGGCAAUCCGGUUCCUCGACCGGGGCGUUUCUGAACGCCGCCGGCGAGCGGAUUCAACCGGCGACCUGCCAGAGAACCGGCGUUGGUCAAGAGGAAGGCCGCCGGAAGAGGAAGACUCGGAAGUCUCUUCAGAGAGAGAAGCUCGAGCAGACGUUCAAGGAAAAGGGUUUUCUCAUCCAGACGCAGCAACUGGAGUCCGCCGAGGGCGCGACUUACUGCAAGUUCCGGCAAUUGAGGAAGUUCACCAGGUAUCUGUUUCGAAGUUGGAAGGACUAUCUUCCCGGGAACGUGCGCGAGUUGACCGGUGCCACGGACGGCGACGUCGCCGACGGUGACGUCGAGAACGAGGCGGCUGUAUUGUCGUCGGUACCGCAUCCGAACAUGGUGGACGCUGGGUUCGUCGACGAGCACCGGGCUCUACCUCUCACGUGAAAUCUCGAUCGCUUGAGUGCCGCUGGAUGCAUAUUUUCAUUACGGUGCCGAUCCGCGUUUCGGCCACAGGGAGGAUCCGAGGACUGAUUCCACUGGUACGCAGAAAUUCAUUCUCUCGUUCGUCACGCGAUUUUCAUUAUUUUUUUUACGACAAUUCGGUUUUUAUCUUGGAAAGAUUUUAACAUCGAUUUCGCUUAAAUAUGGAAUAAUUAAUUAACGCGUUACAACUACACUUUCUGUGAUAUCAUUUUUGUUUAUAAAAAUUUGACAGGAACGUUGUAAUAAAUUUCUUGUUCUGAUGUCUGAUGCAAAAAAGUUGCAAGACGUCAGAAGCUAAAAGAGAGAAUCAGAUUCUACAAAUCUUAUGUACAAUUAAGAAUGCUCAAUGUUAUAGAAGUUCGGUGCAUGAAUAAUUUCGUAUGUUUAUUUUUGUAUCAAAAUUUUCACCGCAGAACGCCGCGUCCGGAACCUCGGUGUAAUUAUAUGCUAACGUCGCCGGAAAUAUCACUUGCAUUUAUUGCGUUCCUCGAUGUCUAACUGCCUUAUUGCGUCGAGGAUGCUCGUAGAUCGCACGGAGUGAUUUCGUUCUCAAAUCGUUGCUUAUUAACCGAGUUAUUCUUUUUACACAUCCACGUAUUCGAUGCAACUGUUGUAUCGUUUACUAGUAACGGUUGUUUUUUUUU
Messenger RNA from Ceratina calcarata, 3765 nucleotides. RefSeq lists its product as uncharacterized. The coding region runs from base 782 to 3082 and encodes 766 amino acids. The record is from RefSeq and is a predicted model, not a curated record. The transcript is spliced from 4 exons. NCBI's taxonomy places the organism in Eukaryota, Metazoa, Arthropoda, Insecta, Hymenoptera, Apidae.